GCUGACGUAAAGCGGAGUGUUAGGGCGGAGAAUCAGAUUCUAUGUCACUUAAACGCUAAAACCCUAAUUCUCUCUUAAACCCUAAAAUUAUUCAUUGGAAGCGCCACUUGCCAAAUUUCACUCUUUCAACAUGCAAAUGCCCUUGAGAUGAGCCUCUCCAUCUUCCCCACUUUUAGUAUAUCUCAAAAAUCAAUGUUACCCACUUCUAUUUCAAGCAUGAAAUCCCUAAUUUCCCCUCCCUUUUCUCCCUUAAUUCUUCAUUUCCCCAAAACCAAACCUUUUGCCUUCUUCUCUUUACCCUCAAAACCCCCCAAUGUUUCGUACCCUAAAUUUCUCCACGCAAAACCUUCAAUGCCUUCGCCAAGAUCCCCGAUUUUUUCAAUCCCGAUUCGACAAUCGCAUAUAGAGACACCCCAAUCUUCUUUGCCGUGCGGUGAGGUCCACGUCAUCGUCGGACCCAUGUUUGCUGGCAAGACAACCACACUUCUCCACCGAAUCCAAGCUGAAAGCAACAAUGGCAGAACUGUGGCUGUAAUAAAAUCAAACAAGGAUACAAGGUAUGGAUUGGAUUCAAUUGUGACACAUGAUGGCAUGAAACUACCAUGUUGGGCAUUAGCAAAUUUAUCAUCAUUCAGACAAAAGAUUGGCCCCGAUGCUUAUGAUCAGCUUGAUGUCAUUGGCAUCGAUGAAGCUCAAUUCUUCGAAGACCUUUAUGACUUCUGCUGUGAAGCUGCGGAUCAUGAUUGCAAAACCGUGAUAGUAGCCGGGCUGGAUGGUGACUAUUUAAGAAGGAGCUUUGGAUCGGUGCUCAAUAUCAUUCCCCUUGCUAACUCCGUGACGAAGUUAACGGCUCGAUGUGAGCUUUGCGGAAAACGAGCUUUCUUUACCUUAAGGAAGACCGAUGAGACAGAAACGGAGUUGAUUGGUGGAGCCGAAGUUUACAUGCCGGUAUGCCGACAGCACUAUGUGGACGGGCAAGUUGUGAUUGGAGCUGCAAGAAGUGUGUUGGAAUCAAAGAAGCUUCAAUGUGGGACUUGCGCAUAGUUCUUUUGUUUAUCCUUGUUUAUGUGGCCCUUUAAAAAAAGGGUAAUUGGUAACAAUCUAUGUAUUGUGGAUGUAAAUGCAGUUUGGAAAUUUGCAUAAUGUAGCUUUCAUGACAUUUUUAUUUCUCUGUAAUGAAAAUGUGAUUUCUUGUCCUUUA
Gossypium raimondii (Peruvian cotton) is the source of this 1201-nucleotide messenger RNA. Its product is annotated as thymidine kinase a. Lineage: Eukaryota; Viridiplantae; Streptophyta; Magnoliopsida; Malvales; Malvaceae. Gene Ontology annotation, biological process: thymidine metabolic process. The record is from RefSeq and is a predicted model, not a curated record. The transcript has 4 exons. Bases 148 to 1044 code for a protein of 298 amino acids. Gene Ontology annotation, molecular function: ATP binding; thymidine kinase activity.